GAUUACAACAAGAGCAUCAAGACCAGGCUGUGUCUCUGUGUGAGGAACUUUGCCUGAGGGAUACAAUUAGACCUAGAGCUUGCCGACAGGGAGUCCGAAGCCUGGGACAUGGACCGUUCAAUGGGAUGUCAAGGCAGCUCUGUCCCUGAGGACAGGACUGAAGCUGGGAUCAAGCGCUUCCUGGAGGAAACGGAUGAUAUAAGUCUGAACAAGUUCGUGAAGGAUUUCCCAGGAAAUGAGAGCUGCCACCAACCAGAGGCCAAGACCUGGGUGUCCAGGCCCCAAGUUCCGGAGCCAAGGCCCCAGGCCCCAGACCUCUACCAAGAUGACCUGGAUUUCAGAACCCCCCUGUGGCCCCAACCCUCUGACAGCCAGCAGUACUUCCCUGCCUCAGCCCCUCUCAGCCCCUCAGCCUCAGCCUCAGCCCGGCCCCGCAGCCCGUGGGGCAAGCUUGAUCCCUAUGACUCCUCUGAGGAUGACAAGGAGUAUGUGGGCUUUGCGACCCUCCCCAAUCAAGUUCACCGCAAGUCCGUGAAGAAAGGCUUUGACUUUACCCUCAUGGUGGCAGGAGAAUCUGGCCUGGGGAAAUCCACUCUUGUCAAUAGCCUCUUCCUCACUGAUCUCCACAGGGACCGGAAACUCCUCAGUGCUGAAGAGAGGAUCAUGCAAACUGUGGAGAUCACUAAGCAUGCAGUAGACAUAGAAGAGAAGGGCGUGAAGCUGCGGCUCACCAUUGUGGACACACCAGGCUUCGGGGAUGCAGUCAACAACACAGAGUGCUGGAAGCCUGUGGCAGAAUACAUCGACCAGCAGUUUGAGCAGUAUUUCCGAGAUGAGAGUGGCCUGAACCGCAAGAACAUCCAAGACAACAGGGUGCACUGCUGCCUGUACUUCAUCUCACCCUUCGGCCACGGGCUCCGGCCAUUGGAUGUUGAAUUCAUGAGGGCCCUGCAUCAGCGGGUCAACAUCGUGCCUAUCUUGGCUAAGGCGGACACACUGACACCUCCUGAAGUGGAGCACAAGAAACGCAAAAUCCGGGAGGAGAUAGAGCACUUUGGAAUCAAGAUCUACCAGUUCCCAGACUGUGACUCUGAUGAGGAUGAGGACUUCAAAUUACAGGACCAAGCCCUAAAGGAAAGCAUCCCAUUUGCUGUAAUUGGCAGCAACACCGUGGUAGAGGCCAGAGGGCGACGAGUCAGGGGCCGUCUCUACCCUUGGGGCAUCGUGGAAGUGGAAAACCCAGGGCACUGCGACUUUGUGAAGCUGAGGACAAUGCUGGUGCGUACUCACAUGCAGGACUUGAAGGAUGUGACACGGGAGACACAUUAUGAGAACUACCGGGCACAGUGUAUCCAGAGCAUGACCCGCCUGGUGGUGAAAGAGCGGAAUCGCAACAAAUUGACUCGAGAGAGUGGUACCGACUUCCCCAUCCCUGCUGUCCCACCAGGGACAGAUCCAGAAACUGAGAGGCUGAUACGAGAGAAAGAUGAGGAGCUGCGGCGGAUGCAGGAGAUGCUGCACAAAAUCCAAAGACAGAUGAAGGAGACCCACUAGCUGAUGGUCAGCCCUGGAUAUUUAAAUCUUCUCCUCUUCGUUUUGCCCAUGCCAGCCCCUUCCAGCACCAGCUCUGCUCAGGCCCCUGCAGCUACUGCCACUUCGCCUUACAUCCCUGCUGCCUCCCAGAGACUCAGAGGAAAUAAAGUUUAACAAAUAUA
Messenger RNA from Myotis myotis, 1715 nucleotides. Its product is annotated as septin-4. Gene Ontology annotation, biological process: regulation of exocytosis; cytoskeleton-dependent cytokinesis. The transcript has 12 exons. The coding region runs from base 109 to 1554 and encodes 481 amino acids. Gene Ontology annotation, cellular component: microtubule cytoskeleton; septin ring; synaptic vesicle. The record is from RefSeq and is a predicted model, not a curated record. NCBI's taxonomy places the organism in Eukaryota, Metazoa, Chordata, Mammalia, Chiroptera, Vespertilionidae. Gene Ontology annotation, molecular function: GTP binding; molecular adaptor activity; GTPase activity.